Nymphaea colorata (pocket water lily) is the source of this 1890-nucleotide messenger RNA. Its product is annotated as sugar transport protein MST3-like. Bases 53 to 1588 code for a protein of 511 amino acids. The transcript has 3 exons. Gene Ontology annotation, biological process: monosaccharide transmembrane transport. Gene Ontology annotation, cellular component: membrane. The record is from RefSeq and is a predicted model, not a curated record. Lineage: Eukaryota; Viridiplantae; Streptophyta; Magnoliopsida; Nymphaeales; Nymphaeaceae. Gene Ontology annotation, molecular function: monosaccharide transmembrane transporter activity.
CCUCGUCGCUGCAGGUGCUCUACCUAAUUGCUCAAGAGAGAGAGAGAGAGAGAUGGCCGUCGGAGCAGUGGCGCCGAGCGGCCGUGGAAGAGAAUUCGAUGGGAGGAUCACGUUUGCAGUUUGUAUGACAUGUGUCGUAGCUGCUACCGGCGGCCUCAUCUUCGGAUAUGACAUUGGCAUCUCCGGCGGAGUGACGACGAUGGAGCCUUUCCUUCAGAGCUUCUUCCCUUUUGUCUUGAAGCAAAUGAGCAUGGCGAAGGCUCGGGAUGGAUACUGCAUGUUCAACAGCCAGCUUCUCACAGCUUUCACCUCCUCCAUCUUCAUCGCCGGCUUGGCAGCAUCCUUCGGUGCCGGAAAGGUAACGCGGGCCUUCGGCCGCCGGGCGAGCAUGCUCUUCGGAGGCAUCGCUUUCUUGCUCGGGUCGUUCAUCAGCGCAGGAGCAAUCCAUAUCGCGAUGCUCAUAGUGGGUCGCCUCUUGCUCGGCUUCGGAGUUGGCUUCAUCAACCAGUCAGCACCGGUGUACAUUUCGGAGAUGGCACCGUCCCAGUGGCGCGGCGCAUUCGUCAUGGGCUUCCAGCUCUGCGUAACCAUCGGCGUCAUAGUUGCCAGCGUCGUCAACUACUACGUGGCUCAACUCCGCAUCGCGGGGUGGCGGCUCUCGCUCGGCAUCGGCGCAGUCCCGGCCAUAAUUCUCGUCACCUGCUCGCUGUUCAUCCCCGACACCGCCAGCAGCCUGAUGCAGCGAGGAAGGGUUCAGGACGCUCGCACCGCCUUGCAGCGCGUCCGCGGACCGGACGUUGACAUAGAUGCGGAAAUCCAGGCCUUAGCCGAGGAAGGGAAGAAGUUCCAGGCCGCGGAGAAGCCGUUCCGCAACAUGCUAUCGCGCCGGUAUCGGCCACAACUAGUGAUGUCGAUCGCGAUUCCCUUCUUCCAGCAACUCUCCGGCGUAAACAUCAUCGCUUUCUAUUCUCCGGUUUUAUUGCAGAGCGUCGGCCUGGAGAACGGCUCCGCUUUGCUGGGAGCGGUGGUGCUGGGGUUGGUUAGCCUUGUGGCCGUGUUCAUCUCCAGCUACGCUGUUGACCGCUAUGGUAGGAGAAUUUUGUUCAUCGAAGGUGGACUCCAAAUGAUGUUCUCCUAUGCGGCCAUCGCCUGUGUGCUAGGUCUGUCGACGGCGAGGUCGGGUACGUCGGCGCUGACCAAGAACCAAGCAACGCUGGUUCUGAUUUUCAUGUGCUCAUUCUCGGCAUCAUUCGGGUGGUCGUGGGGCACAUUGUCCUGGGUGAUUCCUAGCGAGAUCUUCCCGUUAGAGAUCCGGCCCGCCGGCCAGAGCAUAUCGGUGGCAAUCAACUUCGGCACCACCUUCAUAUUGGCUCAACUCUUUCUCGCCAUGCUCUGCAAUUUCAAGUACUGGAUCUUCGUCUUCUAUGUCGUCUGGAUUAUGAUCAUGACCAUCUUCAUAGCAGUGUUUUUGCCUGAAACCAAGGGCUUGCCGUUAGAGGAUGUGAACAAGGUGUGGGCUCAGCACUGGUAUUGGAAACGGUUCGUGACGCCGGAACAACUCGGUCCGUCCGAUACAGCAAAGAAAUGAAUCGUCUAGUGGCAAAGCUUAGCGGCUUGCUUAAAGACCAUCCCGCUCUCUCAUCUCCAUUCCUUGUUUGCUUGCGACAAUUUUGCUAGUGAAGGGGAAGAUUAUAGCCAACUGAAGUAAACAGGCCAGUUCACUCUCUUUUGUUAAGAGUUAAACCUUCGUUAGUCCUGUGGUUGUACAGAGCGAGGAAAACUCACAAGGUUUCAGUUUUAAUCGGUGACCUUCUGGCAAUUUGACUCAUGUUAUAUGCCAUGUAAUGAGCUGCCUUGUUAAUGUAUUGAUUUUGUUCUCUUCUUGCUUUU